Molecule: messenger RNA, 1899 nt
Organism: Xylona heveae TC161
Lineage: Eukaryota; Fungi; Ascomycota; Xylonomycetes; Xylonales; Xylonaceae
Exons: 4
Coding region: 133-1803 (556 amino acids)
Biological process (GO): regulation of DNA-templated transcription; telomere maintenance via telomere lengthening
Cellular component (GO): shelterin complex
Molecular function (GO): telomeric repeat DNA binding
Source: RefSeq, a predicted model, not a curated record
CUGAGGUUUUCCAAUGACAACUGUGAAACAUUACAUCUUCUCUGAGAUUCAAUAGUGGAAAUCCAAGUAGAGACCGAUUACUUCAAUCAAAUGCUUUAAGCCCCACCGUUGAAUAGGCCGACUAAGGGCAACAUGGGCACCCAUGUAGUUUAUGCAAAUGUCCCUGCGGACGGGGAAAAUCGGGGAGGGUUAUUCAAAGAUAUGAAAUUUUGGAUCUCCGCAAAAUGCCCUCUGAGAAAUCGGUUCAAGGAUGAUGUGUUGAGAAACGGGGGCGAAGUAGUCCAACGUGAACAAGAAGCCCAUUACCUGAUCAUUGACCAUCUAAAGGAUAAUGGCCCGGGAAAACACUCGUAUAAAUAUAUUGAAGAUUGCCUAAAGGCGGGUCGGGUUCUGGAUGCAUCGGACUAUGAGCAAAAGCCUAUCUCGCGUGGCAUGGGUGACGAUCAUGAUAGAGUAAGGCGUAUAGCGACCCCAGUCGGACGGCAUCGCGGCGGUUCAACCAGGAAAUUUUUCACGGUCGAGGAGGACCAGUUGCUCUAUGACUGUGCGAUUUUUGCCGAACAGAACGGUGAAAAGCUUGGUGGUAACGAAUUUUGGAGAAAAAUUGAAGCAAAGUUUCCUCGUCACACUUUUCACUCAUGGAGGGAUCGGUGGCACAAGUAUCUGAAGUACAACCCAAGGCCGGAACUCACGCGUGGUCAGUCGAGGACGGCAGCUAGGGAGCAGCAGAACAGUUGUCAUGAUGAUAGUGUUGAAAAUCAGCCAGACCCACCAUUAGAUCAGACGAAUUCAGACGGGCCGACAUUAGAAGCCAAAAUGGAGACUUUACCACCGUCUUCGGAACCAAAACUUUCGAUGCGUGACGCACAGAUUGAAGUGGCUCCACCAAAGGAGGAAGGAAGCACUGAUAAUAAUAUGGCUGGAGAUCCUAGUCCAAUUGUUUCUCGGAUCUCUGAAACAGAGCUUCAACGUUCACAGCAAUCCCUGCAGAUGCCACAGAAAGCACAGGCAGAGAACGAGCGACAAUUGGACGUCCAGUCCAGAGACAAUCGUCAUGAAAGAGAUAAACAGCACGAGCCAUAUUUCCACAAUAAGCCAAGGAAGCGCACUCAUGACGAAGAGGCAGAGGUGAAAGAACCGCAAAUGCCGAUGCAACCUCAUCCCUCAAAGCGCCAGAGAAGUCCAACCUCUAGGCAAACCAUACAGUCCCAAUCAUCAAGAGCCGAGUCUACCAAAAAUCCACUUGAGGAGGUCAAAGGUGAAAGCCUUUCGUCGCCGCUGGACAAACCAAUGCCACAUGUGUUGGAUGGUGCGGCGGAUGAAGAUGAAGAACAACCGCAAUUUGUCAAACCCGCUACAACUCUUGAUACUCAAGCAAUAUUUGCUUUGGAUACUCAACUUCUGGACCUGGACAUUCCAGAACCUGAAGGUGGCUGGGAGGCGUUUGGGGAGCCGGCGGAAGAAGCAGAACCAGAGAGAUUGCAGUCUUCCGUGGCAGAUGGAGACGAGGUUGGCGAUAUAGAUGGCUGGAUCGAAACUCAGACUUCCGCUGGCUACGAGAUGGACAACGUCCUAUUGGCACUUAAGUGCACAAGCAUGCAAGCGGAUCUCGCGCAAAUUGUGCUCGACUCUUUCAAGAAUGGACAUGGAAUUCCGCCGGAUAUCCCGGGAGUGUGGAGUGAAGAAGAUGAUGCCAUAUUGGAGGGAUCCGAUGGAAGAAAAUUACGACAGGUGGAGGAGAAACACGGUGCAAAGGCGUUCAAUUUGCGGAUGGAGUUUCUUGAGUCUUACCGCGAAUGCUGAUUGAUGUCGCGGUUUGAUUUGAUACUAAUCGACUAUUUUAAUUUUCCCGGUUCUUCUAUCAAGAGAUUUAACAACGUAGUUCAUUCUUGACAGCUC